AUAUCAGUUUCAUGUUAUAUGGAACUAUCGGUUUCAAAUCAUCUAUUUCUUCCGUUCUUUGAAAUGGGAUGUAUGAGCUAAUUAGAGUUGCAGCACGGUUGAACGGUUGAAUCCAUGUCUAAUUGAUGUGGUUUGCAGGUUGACGAUGGUUAGUUUGGUCAAAUUCUGUACUAAACGAACCAUAACAACUGUUUUUAAGAUAAUUAGACAUCACCAUUUCAACACGGACCGAGCUCUCAAAAUUCCAGACGCAUUUGCUUCAGUUAAUGGUGGUGGUCGAAACAUUGUGGCUGUUUUCUGGGACUUGGACAACAAACCUCCGAGAUCAAUACCUCCAUUUGAUGCUGCAAUUAGGCUGAAAAAGGCUGCUGAAUCAUUUGGGGAUGUUCGGUUCAAGAUAGCUUAUGCUAAUCAACGUUCUUUUGAUUACAUUCCUCCUGCAGUUAGGGUUCAUAGGAAAGAUAGGAAAGCAUUAAAUCAGCUUGAAAAUAAGGGUGUUGUUAAACCAGCUGAUCCAUAUAUAUGUCGUGUCUGUGGUAGGAAGUUCUAUAACAAUGAGAGGCUUAUCAACCAUUUCAAUCAAAUUCACGAGCGUGAACACAUGAAACGAGUGGCCCAGAUUGCAUCAGCCAGGGGCAGUCAGAGGGUCAAAUUAGUGGGGAAGUAUUCCAUGAAAAUGGAAAAGUAUAGCAAUGCUGCAAGAGAUAUUUUAACUCCAAAAGUUGGGUAUGGAUUAGGAGACGAGUUAAAACGAGCAGGAUAUUGGGUUAGUACUGUUUCAAAUAAACCACAGGCUGCAGAUAUUGCGUUAAAAAACCACAUUGUGGAUCUGAUGGAUAAGCGGCAGAUGGAGUGUUUGAUUCUUGUUUCAGAUGACUCCGAUUUUGUGGAGGUUCUAAAAGAGGCAAGAUUGCGAUGCUUGAAAACAGUGGUUGUGGGUGAUGCCGAUGGUGGGUCUCUUAAGCGGGUUUCCGAUGCUGCUUAUUCGUGGGAGGAGAUCAUCAUGGGAAAGGCUAAGAAAGAAGCAGUAUCUGUUGUAUGCCGGUGGAAAGAUCGCGAUAUUUUAAGAAGGUUGGAAUGGACAUAUGAUUAUAAAACGGAGAGGAGAUUAUACAGUUCGUGUUCUGACGAUGACGAACAGAUUGACGAUUUGGAUACAAGUAAUUUAGGUUUUGGGGAAGAUCAUGGAAUUAAAACGGAUAGAAAUCGUGCUUGGUGGAAGCUCGAGUCAGAUUCGGAUGCUGCAUCUUCCUAAUCGUAUGCAUGAUCUUUGAAGGGUGCAUUUGAUACGUAGACAAAACUGGACAGGACUGGAUUGAACAGCAGCAAGGUUGGUGGGUAAAAAAAAUAUGUAAGUGUUUAAGAUUUUAAU
This is a messenger RNA of Cynara cardunculus var. scolymus (artichoke), 1372 nucleotides long. RefSeq lists its product as uncharacterized. Gene Ontology annotation, molecular function: RNA nuclease activity. The record is from RefSeq and is a predicted model, not a curated record. Bases 146 to 1255 code for a protein of 369 amino acids. NCBI's taxonomy places the organism in Eukaryota, Viridiplantae, Streptophyta, Magnoliopsida, Asterales, Asteraceae. The transcript has a single exon.